Messenger RNA from Uloborus diversus, 1077 nucleotides. RefSeq names its product histone-lysine N-methyltransferase SETMAR-like. Lineage: Eukaryota; Metazoa; Arthropoda; Arachnida; Araneae; Uloboridae. The record is from RefSeq and is a predicted model, not a curated record. Gene Ontology annotation, molecular function: nucleic acid binding. The transcript is spliced from 2 exons. Bases 1 to 1077 code for a protein of 358 amino acids.
AUGAGUGCUAUAAAUCCUCGAUCAACUAGUUUUGAUCUGUCCAAGUCCAUGGUGGCAGCUGGUGUUGACAUUGCACCUUCAACAGUGAGAUACAGACUUUUUGAUCAAUGGCGGAAAGCACGUCGACCGUACAAGAAGCAGCUUCUCACGCCUCGCAUGAAGAAAAAAAGAUUUCGUGAUGGUAGAGACAGCUUAGAAGAUGAUCCAAGACCAGGUCAUUCAGUAACAGUUCGAAAUGAUGAGAACAUUGAAAAAGUGGCCGAAAUCCUGCGAAAUGAUCGUUAUGUCUCUACUCGACUCAUCGAAGAGGUUACUGGCAUACCUAAAUCCACUGUCCAUCUCAUUUUAACUGAAAAUUUAGGAAAAAGGAAAGUCUUUGCUCGCUUUGUACCGCACACAUUGACUAACGACCAAAAACAUUGCAGAGUGGAACACUACAGAGACAUGCAACAAGCGGCCACUAGGGAUCCAAACUUCAUGGUAAACAUUGUAACUGGUGAUGAAACCUGGUGUUUCAAGUAUGAACCACUCACAAAACGUCAGAGCGCGGAGUGGAAGAGCCCAGAAGAUGCCAAACCAAAAAAAGUGCGCAUGGAAAAAAGCCGAAUCAAGACUCUCCUCACAGUUUUCUUUGAUUCGAAGGGUAUCAUCCAUAAGGAAUUCAUGCCAGAAGGUGAAUCAGUUAAUGCUGCUUACUACUUGAGUGUUUUGAAGCGUUUAUGGGCGAGAAUUCAUCGAGUUAGACCUGAAUACCAAAACCAAGCGUCAUGGUUUCUUUUGCAUGACAAUGCGUCAACACACAAAAGCUUGAUGGUACGUAACUUCUUGGCCAAAAAAAGUUUUGUGCUGCUUAAUCAGCCUCCUUAUUUCCCUGAUUUGGCUCCAGCGGAUUUCUGGUUGCUCCCAAAAUUGAAAUUGGCAAUGAAAGGCAAACAUAUUGCCACAGUUUCAGAUAUUCAGGCAGCUACGACGGCGACAUUGAGGGCAAUUCCAAAAGAUGGGUUAGAAGAGUGCUUCAACAAAUUUCACGACCGCUUCCAGCAUUGUAUUGACUCCAAAGGUGUAUAUUUUGAAUAA